AUGUCAGAAGAGAACACAGAUAUGACUGCAGUUCCGGUAACGAAUCCGGUAAAGACUCAUGUCAAGGAUCCCAGAAGGGUGGAGUCGGGACGUAGGCUUGCUAGGAUCAGUAAGGAGGCAAAAGCCAGGAAGAAGGCACAACUCGAAGCUAUGAAGGAGGAGGAACAGAGCAUCCCGGAUGUAGAUGACAAAGGUGAUGGGUCAGCAGUCACUUUUGAGAGAGUCGACCUGGUGGUGGGUAUUGCCGUAGGGCUCGGAUCCCUUUACUUCAUGUGGUGUAGUCGUCAGAAGAAAAGCGAAAAUCUGGAGGAAAGUAAAUCCGUAGAAGAACCAGAACCCAUCCAGAGACCUAUUAUCGUUACACCGAAAAGUCCAGACCUGUUUGACUGA
Molecule: messenger RNA, 390 nt
Organism: Paramuricea clavata
Lineage: Eukaryota; Metazoa; Cnidaria; Anthozoa; Malacalcyonacea; Plexauridae
Source: the annotation of a GenBank genome assembly